Eriocheir sinensis (Chinese mitten crab) is the source of this 3601-nucleotide messenger RNA. RefSeq lists its product as uncharacterized. The coding region runs from base 257 to 2569 and encodes 770 amino acids. The transcript is spliced from 14 exons. Lineage: Eukaryota; Metazoa; Arthropoda; Malacostraca; Decapoda; Varunidae. The record is from RefSeq and is a predicted model, not a curated record.
UACAUCCGAGGCUGGAGGAGGGGGCGGGGGAGGCAUCGACGGCCCUGGAGGAGGAGGAGGAGGAGGAGGGGGAGGAGGAGGAGGAGGAGGAGGAGGCAGUGGCGGCGGUGGCUCAGGCGGAGGAGGAGGAGGAGGAGGAGGAGGAGGAGGAAACGGAAACGGAGGAGGCAAUGGCACUGGAGGCGACGGUGGAGGAGGAGGAGGAGGAGGAGGCGGGGGCGGCGGAGGAGGAGGAGGAGGACAGGGACAAGGAAAAAUGCCGUCCUUUAAAUCAGGUCUGAAGGGCGCGAGUCAGGUACAGUUUAGCCUGAACCUGAUUCGCGCCGCCCAGAGGGAGCUGCAGUUCCUCUACUUCGUCAACAGGCACCCGGCGCUCUACAGGGGCGCGCUGGUCAAGAAGGCAAUACAGAGGUACGAGAUGCUGUGGCUCCCUCUGGCGGCGAACUGCACGGAGAAGAUCCUGGCCCCGCCCUCGGACGUGCAUUGGGUGUGGUACGUUCACAUGCUGGCGCCCGAACACUACGUGAGGGACUGCAAGAACGUGGUGGGCCAGGUGGUCGAUCACAAGCUGUUCAAACUGAAGGCGCUGAAGAAGGCCCACAAGCGGACGCGGAAACUGUGGCUGGAGAUGUACCCCGACGAGCCGUUCGACGUGAUCCUGGAUGGGACUCAACCGGUGGCGCUGUCGCAGUACACCUCCCUCAUUAGCUACGACCUGGAGGCGGCGGUGGGCAGGCAGAGCAUGUUCUACUACCAGGUGUCGCUGCCGCACUGCCUCAUGAAGCCUUACCUGAAGGAGGCGGUGGAGCGCUACAAGAAGUUCAUCUACCUGAAGGCGACGCACCCCUCGGAGUUCCUGGUGCCCUGCUACGACAUGGAUAUCGUCUGGCACGCCCACAUGGUUCAUCCCAAGAAGUACCAGAAGGACACCCAACGCAUCCUAGGCCGCAUCCUCAACCACGACGACAGCAUCAAUGAUCGCUCGCCGGGCUCCAAGCUCAUGACCUCGGACAGUUCGACGCGGCGGCUCUGGGCCAAGACCUUCGGCGAGCACUUCUCCCGCAACGGCGCCAUGUUCAGGGGAGACCCACCGGCCUGCGUCAUCGAGCCCAUCCCCGCUGAGUUCAAGAAAACCGCACUGGGGUCCGCCUUCCAGCUGCACGUCAGGAAGGUGGCCAUUGGCGGGGCUCCACCUGGAACGCUUAAAAUCAAACUAAUUCACCAGUUCAGGAAUCUGGAGAAGCAGCGACUCGGCAAAAUCACCAUCUUCAAGGAACACGGCUUCGAUAUGUCGGAACACAAUAUUGCUGACCUGGGGUUCGAGUUCACCCUCUCGGACAAGGUGGUGCGGGACCAGUUCGUGCUCGAGAUGGUCAGUCAGCGGGACGGCUUCAAGUCCCGUCUCGGCAGCGGCUCUCAGAACUUCGAGUGCAACGGCCACUUCGACUUUGCGGAGCUGCUGUCACUACGAGACGACACCGCGACCAUUAUCAAGACCUUCAUCGAGAGGGACAUCCGCGUGGAGCUGACCUUCGGCAUCCGCGUUGUCCAAGCUCACCACUACACCACCAUGGCAGUGCUCACAGGCCCCUUCCGCCCCUGCACCGUCGAGCCAGCCACCGUGCGCUCUCUAUACGGCAUCGUGCCCAGCCUCGCCUCGCCCGGGGACGGCACGGAUCUCUACAAGGCGGAGAUGGCGACGCACAGGAUAGUGAACGAGACGUGGCCGCACCGCCCGCAGGUCCUGGAGGUGGAGGUGUACCACUCCCGCACGCUGCUCCACUCCGCCGUGCAUCUCUACGCCGAGAGCUCCACCGGGCGGCACCUGGUGGCCGUCUCGCACACCGUGGACAACACGACAGUGCCCACCCCGCAGGACCUCGCCUACUCCGAGGGUCCCCACAACUUCCGGACGAUCUCCCUCAACCCCCGGCGCGGCGAGCGAGGGAUGGUCAUCAAGACACACGAGGGGGACUGGGCGCUGGUGACGGCGGAGUGGGCGGGGCUCUGCAACGGGGUGCCUGCAGUGUCGUCGCCUGGCGCCAGGAACCAACAGAAUGGCGGGUCUGCAGGCCUCACCACCACAUCCCCUUCAGACGGGCGUGGGCGGCCAGGCUCCCCCGGUCACCUGGCGCUGCACAUCCACCAGUUGCGGCAGUUCCAGCACCGCUCCGUCAUCCUGCCCUACGAGAGGCGGGAGUACACCUUCUGCCUGGGCGGCGUCACGAUCGACAUGGAGAGAGGCGUCCUGGAGGUGGGCGUGGGCAACCCGUGUCUGGUGGAGAACAUCUCACUUGCCUUGACGGCGGCGGUGCUCCACGUGCUAUGCCAGCCUCGCCCCGACCGCCCCGUCAUCGGCCAGACCAACCGUAUCCCCGUCGAGAAGCUGAGCCUCCUGCACGCCCUCGGCUACUACGCGGACUCGGCGCCCCACAACUCCUUCCUCAGGUCCUGCAGCGGCGACGGCUGCGGCGGCUGUGGCUCCUGCGGCGGCUGCGGGGGCUGCGGCGGCUGUGGAGGGUGUGGUGGGUGCGGCGGCUGUGGUGGAUGCGGCGGCUGUGGCGGUUAAGGCUUCCUCAACUUAGGGAUUUAUGUCGGUGUGUUUUCUUGUGGUCGGCCCGAGAUUCCUUGUCCCGUUUUCUCCUUCCUUGCGAGGAAUCGAGGGGGCACUCUGAUGUUCCAUGUGCCGGGCCUCCCAGUGGUGGCUAGGUGCCAGUGGUGGCAAUGGUGAUGCUGGGUCCUCCAUCCCCUCCCCCUCCCCUUCCACUCAUCCCUCCACACCUCAACCCCCCCGUCCCUCAGCCCCGCCAGCAGGGUAGGAGCACGCCCGCGCCACGCCAUCACCACAUCACAGGGUCAGUCAGUCUGCUCACAAAGGUCUGCUUCGGUGAGGCUUUUCUCUGUCCAAACACAAAAGAACAAAAAUAGGGCACGACAGAAAACUAUUUUGCGGACGAGAUAUGUUUGUAUGGACACCCACCACUAUAGUUGCUCAUCCGUAGGUGAUGUACUACUACUACUACUACUACUACUACUACUACUAUUACUACUACUACUACUACCCCUACUGGUACUACUAUUCUACUAUUUCAACUACUUUUAUUACUCCUAUUGUGACAACUGCCACUACUACUACUACUACUACUACUACUACUACUACUACUAUUGCGUGUAGCUAGGUAGCAGACGUAACGUAGCGUGAUCUUAGUCUGUUUGUAGCGUAUUGAGUAGCGGUUUAUACCAGACGUAAGAAACGGCGCUAUCCAAGUAUCUGACAACAGAACUCAACUCACACUCUUCGCGUUCCGUCGCCCCGUUCUCUCCUUAGUUUUGGGUCCUUUGUCUUUCCUCCUCCUCCCCCUCCCCUCCCUCCCCCUGCCUACCUUCCUCCCCAUUCACUCUAUUUUCACUCGGGCGAAUUUACAUGAUUUUCUUUCCGAGAUUUCCGUUUUCGUCGUUAUUCACACUGACUUUUCCGUUUUCUUUGUUAUUUACACUGACAUUUCCGUUUUCUUCGUUGUUUACACUUUUUCCGUUCUGACAUAUUCAUACACACGUUUUUGUUCUGACAUCCCAUUUUCUUCGUUAUUUAUGAGAUUUC